AUGUCGGACGUAAAAUUGGCAAGAACACUCGCCAGGUUUCAGGCUAAAAUUGAUACGGGCUCGUACUAUGAAGCCCAUCAAACUUUAAGAACUAUCACCAACAGAUAUGUCAAGUCCAAGCAGUACACCGAGGCAAUCGAUUUGUUGUAUCAAGGUGCCAGCAUCUUAGCUUCCAAGAAAGAAUAUGCUUCUGCAGCUGACUUGAUUACCUACCUUAUCCAUACCCUCGAGGAAAGCGGGACUAUAUGUAGUGAUGCCUCUUCGCAUGGGACCAAGCAGAAGUUGAUUGAGUUGAUCAACUUAUUGCCCAACUCCGAAUCUCUGCUUCUCGAUUUGGCAAAGCAGAGCAUCAACUGGUCCAUUAAAGGCUCCGAUUCCAAGUUUGGUGACAAUGAUUUGCAUCAUACUUUUGGGGUCAAAUUCAUAAAGGGAUUGACUGACGACGAGGGCGAAAAGGGUAUAGAUGCAGAUGAUGUCGAAACGAGAUUCAAGCUCUUUUCCAACGCUGAGUUGCACUUGAUCUUGGGAACACACGAAUCGUUACCAUACUACGUCGAUUUCUUGUACAAAUGGUACAAGAGCGAUAUACUGAAGGGCGUGGUCGAUCCUGGUACUUACUUGUCCCGCGCUAUAAUAAAUUAUUCUUACUUGAAGAACUUGAAGUUUAUACAAGAAUCCCUUGGUUUGUUCUUGGGCAAGUUAUUGCAUGAUAUUCUGGAUGAGCAGUAUGUCGUUACUGAGACUAAGGACGCGGUCACCUCUGAGAAGUUUUACGAUUUCAAAGACUUUGAAAUCUUGAAUUUCCUCCAGUUACUAGUCAUUACCCUUGGAAAAGAAGACGCUGGUUCCAAAUUCUUGAAGCUUCAUGGGCAAUACAAGUCUACUUUACAGAAGGCAGAGAUAUUGGCACCGGUAGAGUACUUGGGGAAGUUGUACUUUGGCUUGCAGUUGGGUAAUUCCGGAGGAGGUCAGAACAUGUUAGCUAAUUUGAUGGGUGGGUUAUUCAAGUAG
This is a messenger RNA of Dujonia railenensis, 1011 nucleotides long. Lineage: Eukaryota; Fungi; Ascomycota; Pichiomycetes; Serinales; Debaryomycetaceae. The record is from the annotation of a GenBank genome assembly.